Meloidogyne enterolobii is the source of this 1752-nucleotide messenger RNA. NCBI's taxonomy places the organism in Eukaryota, Metazoa, Nematoda, Chromadorea, Rhabditida, Meloidogynidae. The record is from the annotation of a GenBank genome assembly.
AUGGAAGUAAUGUUCAACUUUGGUUAUCUUCCUCGAAUAGGAUUUCCAACAGUAAAGAACUAUUUAAUGUUCAGCUCCAUACUUUUCUUUAGCGGAUUUUAUUAUUACUAUAGAAUUGUUCAAACUCUUGGAACUACUUUAAAUUUAAAUAUUGAACACAAAGAAGAUGACGUUGAAUUACACGAAUCUUUUACGGAAGAAAAUUUUGCCAGAAAAUUUAUUCUGGUUGUUCAGAAACAUCGUCUUCUCUUUUAUAUUCUCCUCAAUACCUGUUGUGCCAUUGUUGCAUUUUUUGGUAAAAAAUCUAUCGAAUUCCUGUAUGGUCGAUUAACUAAUCAUGAAGAGUCGACUCUUAGAAAAUAUUUUAGACGCUUUGUUCAAACAAAGCUUACUUUUUUAAUUUUUAUUUCACAUCACAACUUGUUGGAAGAUAUUCUCUGUUGGACACCUUGGUUAGCCAUUCAAAUUGUUUGUUUACUGAUUUUGGAAUUGGCAGAAUUACGCGUUGCAAAUACAUAUAAUAAUGUUUCUUCAAAUGUGUCUAUCCGACGCCGUGUUUUUAUUGCUUCUGCAACAACUAAUAUUUUUGCUAUUUCGAUGAUUUUCUUUGUUUUUGGAAUUAAGGAUUAUAUUAUUUUCAAUUAUACUCUAUUUCUUUUGGCUGACUGUUUAAUCCUUCUUAUUCAAUCAAUUCAUUUAUUCUUUAAAUUAUUUAUUCUCCAAGAUUUAAAUACACAAAAUUUAAUUCAACAACAACAGGGAAGCACUUAUUAUAUCGAUUUUAUUUAUGGAUUAUUUCGAGAUUGUUUAGAAUUUGCAAAUUAUCUACAUAUGAUUUUUUAUUCUCAUUUGGCCAUUACAUAUUGUUGUGUUUUUCUUAUUAUUCAAGCACAAUAUUAUUAUGGCCGUAUUUCUUCAAAAAUUAGAAAACAUUGGCAGCAAAGGGAAAUACUUUUACAUAUUAGCAAUAGUUUCCAUGAGCAUUGUUUGCGUCGUUGGCUUGAACAAGAUUCUAGUUGUGCUGUUUGUCGAAAGUCUUUGUCAUUUAAUUUGAAUAAUUUGCGUCAACACCACCAACAACAAAAUAAUAUUAAUCCUAUUAUUGCUGGUGAUGAUGUCGGGCAGGCAAUGCAAAUGAUUGUAGAAAUAUUCUCACCUCACAAUAAUCGAAUAAUUAGAUGGAUAUCUCGAUUUGUUUAUGAUUCUAUAAGUGAGGAACAGGUAAAUUCAAUGGUUAAUCAAGUUGCGGAAAUGUUUCCUCAAAUUCCUGUUGAUCAAAUUCGCCAAAUUGUAAAUACUACUGGUUCUGUUAGUGGUUCUGUUGAUACUUUAUUACAACAGAAUAACCCUGCUGGAGCUAUUAAUAAUGUAGAAGUAAAUCAAGAUGCUCAACAAAAUGCUGGUAUUCAAUUUGCUGAAGAAGCUGCUAGUGGUUCUGAGGAUGAUGAUGAUGGAAGUUUUAUUACUAAUACUUCCGAAGAUCAAGAGGAUGGACAACAAAUGACGGAUGAUGAAGAGCAUCAAAAUCUUAAUCAAGAAGUUCCUCAAUCAUCAUCACACUUGUUACAAUCUUCUUUACAACCUUCACAAAUGAUUCGACCACAAGGAUUUAUUAAGACAAAAAAUGAAUGGCUUAAUGGUCAAAUGACAAAAAUGCUUAUUGAUAGUAGAAGAAGAUAUCUUUCGUCUUCUAGAGGACAAGACUUGGCCAGAUUAAAUUUUAAAGUAUUAUGCGAAGGUUCUGGUCUUUAA